Topomyia yanbarensis is the source of this 7245-nucleotide messenger RNA. RefSeq names its product igLON family member 5-like. Lineage: Eukaryota; Metazoa; Arthropoda; Insecta; Diptera; Culicidae. The record is from RefSeq and is a predicted model, not a curated record. Gene Ontology annotation, cellular component: plasma membrane; axon; neuronal cell body. The transcript has 8 exons. Bases 26 to 1288 code for a protein of 420 amino acids. Gene Ontology annotation, biological process: synapse organization; homophilic cell-cell adhesion. Gene Ontology annotation, molecular function: axon guidance receptor activity.
UUACCUUCCAGAAAACACCAUUGUGAUGUGGUAUAACACCUCCCACCUGCUGUACGUGAGAACCAAUAACCACACCAAUGAUCCUCGACUAUCCCUUGGUAAGGAUUCUUCGUUGACAAUUCGCAACGUGCACGCCAGUGACGAUUCGAUCUACAAGUGCACUGUACUGCCGAUUCAGAAGUCCGCCUACAUUACCCUGAAAGUUAGAGGCCCACCACACAACGUCCGGAUAACGCACGGAAACUCCGACUACACCGACCGGGAGUUGGAGAUUCAACAGCGUGAUCGCAAGUUCAUCAUUCACUGUCGUGCCUUGGGUUAUCCGACGCCAUCGAUCACGUGGUCUUUUCGGGGAAAACACCUGGACGAUAGCUACGCCAAACAUACUGGGAUCAUGAUUCGCAAAGAAUUCCUCGAAAUUCACGAUGUUAAGGCUCAUCAUGCGGGAGAGUAUGAGUGUCUAGCCCAAAACGGUAUCGGAGAACCAGUGAGUGCGAUCGUCAAUGUGCAGAUCAAAUCCAACGCCACAAAGCCCGGAUCAGGUGAAGAUGGUGGCACUACAGUGUUUCCGGAAGACAAAGAAGCAAGCCCAUCGAUAGUGAAGCACGUCGAUUACCUGAAUACGGCCAUCGGGGAGAACGCGGAACUGGUCUGUCUGUAUCACAGCAAUCCGGAAGCUCGCAAGGUCCAAUGGUUGCGAGGUGAUGAAGUGCUUCAUCCCAGUGCCAAACACGGUAUCAACGAAGAUCGCCACAACCACCACCAGCGUACCCGACUUACGGUGAGGAACGUCGAGCAGAAGGAUCUGGUUGCUUAUCUGUGUAAGGUCGAGAAUGCGCUGGGAGAAUCAUCGGCGAAGACGAUUCUCGGUUUGCUGCCCGGAGCUGCUCAUCUGAUUCAUUCCAAUUACUCCAACGGCCUGUUGCACACUGUGUGGAGGGUGCGAAGUGCCCAACCGCUAUCCGACCUGCAGAUCCUGUACAAGGGCGAAAAUACGAAAUACUUGACGAUCGAUGCCACAAUAUCGGAACAAAACAAGGAAGAAUCCGGUGAUGUUUGGAACAUCAAACGCUCGAUCCGGCUGCCGGAAGGCGAAUGGUUCAUCACUGCUCGGGCCAAGAACACCGAGGGUUGGUCCUACACGGAAACCACUCCGAUGCAGUUCGUAAUCCCCAGCGAGGUCUCGCUGGAAACGCAGGGCCUCAGCGAGAGUGGCUCCAGUCCGGUCCAUUCGCUCAGUUUAGGGUUCUGCUUGCUACUGGUCUCCCUGCUUUGCAGGUUGUACUAGGUCGGAAUCGUGCGUCGUAGUGUAACUAUUUAAAUAGUUUUAUGUGAAAAAAAAAACGAAAUCUGGUCGCAUUACCCUCCCAUCCCUAUUUGAUUGGAAUUUGUAUACAUGUUUGGAAUGAUUGUGCCUCAUCCGGGGCAUCGGUUGUCGACCAAAGAGAGGGACAAAAGAUAGAUCUGCUGAAUCGGUCGAAUUCGGCGAUGAAUGCUUCGCCGCCGCGUUGCUACCUGUGUAUAGUUUUAAAUUUUCACAAAGUGGGUUGUUGCAUUCUCACAAUACGUUUUCUGUUAUAAUUUAUAGAGUAUACACGAUGCGUCGCCGUUGUUUGCUGCCAUAGCUUCGUUGACAUUUCUCUGACAAACACAUGAUUAGGGUUCAAAAGCCAAAUGCCAAAACUAAGAAAUUCUGGAGAAACCGUUAUUACCCAAGCACGGUGCAUAGCGAAACUGUUUUCUUUAUUUGCUAUAAACGACUGUGCUAGGCGAUUGACGGUCCGGAAUUUUCCCCCAAAGUGAAUUUUGACAGUUGGCUUUUGAGCCCUAAUCAUAUGUUUGUCGAGAUUUGAACUCACUGUUGUCCGCAGAAUAGAAAUUCCACGUGAAAUUUUUUUUCUCGUUUUUUAUUGAAAGUCACCUAAUUUCUGUGAAUAUUUAAACUGGUGAACUUACUUUUCAACUCUCAAUGAUUUCUAGCCUUUCAUGAAUAAAAAUUCAAUUUGUCGCUUGUUCGCCAUGGAAAGCCGAACUUCUAGUGUGUAGCUAUUUGCUUUUACAUUGACCAUACAUGCAAUCCUUAUUUUGAAAAACCCUUAAAAUUUGUUGCAAUUAAAAAAAGAACAAUAGGACCCAGGUCAGUCUAUAGCAACUUUUCAACAACAGACGUAAGCCGAUAACUACAUAUAAAAUAUCAGUUACAUUGGCAAUUCGGUCAGAAAUCUGGAGGCACUAACAACAGCGCCUCUUCCGGAGUAGGCUUAAAAUAGUACUUUGUAUAUUGAUAUACGCACACAUAGAUACUUUAACAUCAAGUUCUACCUUUAGACGAUAGAGGCGCUAUAACCCAUGUUGCUUCUUAUGUUUAUCGGUAAAGAGAUGCCAGGCUUCUCGAUAUCUAGACUUUGCCUAAAUCGUACUUUCUUGAUUAUUUCAUCUAUAGUCCUGUAAAUUCUAGGUUCUAACCGAUAGUGCGAAAGAAACUAGUAUAUAGAAAAAGAAUUUUCACAUGAAAGGUCUAAUGCACAACAAAUGCUCUGAACAAAGUCUUUCUAUAACAAGGAGUUGUUAGCGGUGGUGAAUACUUACGCUUGGUAUAACGUAAUCAUUCCCAUAUGUUAAAGAAUCUUGUAUUGCUAAUCAUUGUAUAAUCUACACAGCUGAAAAAAAUGCUUCUUUUAAAUUAAAUUUAGGUACUUUUGAGUCUGAUGUCUCAAUUGCACUUAUUAAUGUUUUCGAAAACAAAACGAGAGUUUCGUCUCCAUCAAGCUAUUCCGAUCAAUAAAGUGCUAUUGAGUUAUUGCAGCUAUACUCAAAAUUAGGUAAAAUUUACUUAAAUGCGACUAUACUUAACCCAAUGUUGAGUAUAAAAACCUGUUUAGACGUGGAUCAAUGAUGGAAGCUACCUUCAACGCGAUUUACCUAAAUUUAUCUUAUUCAAAGAUACCCUAAAGUUAAGUCAAAAGAACAUGGGUAAUUUUUCCUAUGCGUGCAUUUCAUGGCGUUGUUGUUAUACAGGAAACAAUCGAGCGCAAACGAAUCCAUAAUAAACGUCAAAACGUUUUUUACUCGCAUUGUGUGGUGCAUUGCAGUUAAGUCACCAUGUAGAUUUUAGAAAAGAUUGGCAACUAUUAGACCUGAAAACAACGCAAUUUUCGUUUCGACACAUUAAAGAACCUUCUUAUGAGGACUUUGUACUCUCUGAACAUAUUACUUACACGCUCGUUCAAAAUUCGCAUUAUGAACUCCAUUUUAGGGUACUUUUGAAUGAGCAUGUAGGUUCAAUAUUUUGUAAUAAUUCGCGCAAAUAACAUAGCGACAUAGGAAAUUUUAUCAAAUCAAAUAUUACAGAAGCUAUGGCAAUUGGGUACUUGUGUUAAUGUAUAGACUAAAUGCCCUAAAAAAUUAUUCACAGUAACUACAACCACAGAUGUAGCCACGAAUAAGCAACCAAGUAAAACAAACAAUAACAUAGAUACAAAAUAGUCAUCCUUUUGAAGCUAUAGUCAGUACUGCAUUAGUUAGGCGUAGAAGAAAUCCAGAAAACAGACGACUCAUAUUUCUAAAUCAUGUACGUAAAUCGAAACGAAUUCGAAGAUUUCAGUGUUUUUGUAACUGUGAGAAGCACUCUCGGUGUGACAUAUAAAAUAGGCUUUUUGCGGUGCCGGUGGUUCAGCGGCAAACGUGUCUGCUUCUCUCCCUGUGCGUCUGCGUUUAAUCGAACAUUAAAUACGCUGAAUCCUUCUGGAUAAGACUCACCAUCUCUAUCGUUUGUUUACCAUUUAUCUGUCAAUGUCAUUCCAAUCGACCACGAGACUUGUCAAAAGUAGAGCACUCUAGUUAGAGUGUGGCCACGAGGAAGAAGAAGACACAUGACGUAUCCAAACGAGCAUGAAAUUUGACGUAUUUCUAUUGUUAAGAUGCUAAAUUUCAUGCUCUUUUGGAUACGUCAUGUGUCUUCUUCUUCCUCGUGGCCACACUCUAACUAGAGUGCUCUAGUUAAAAGCAGGAAGAAAAUCGCUUUGAAUCCUUCUCGAAUGAGGCCGUUGACAGAUCUGGGGCUCGAUUGGAAUAACACUGACUGAUAAAUGGCAAACAAACGAUAGAGAUGGUGAAUAUCCAGAGAGAUUUAGCGUCGUUAUCCAACAUGAUAACCAUGUCGCCUUAAAAACAAUGGCCUGAAAACCGUGGAAAAUUAGACAGUUCAUGUCGGCAACCAUAAACGAUGCUGCUGGACGCCACGUCAAAAACUGACCUGAUGAGCAGUUUUAACCCUUUAGAUAUCGCCGGAAAAAACUAAAUGUUAGUAUCAUUAUCAGCUCGAUUCAUACAAUAUAUUGCCAUACACUUCUAACCGUCAAAGUAAACUUCACUUUUUUGACUGUUUACAUGGUAUUAGAGUUUUUGUCGAUUGUUUGUUUUUGUCGAUUAGCUCGAAGCAAAUGCAAGCCCAUGUACUAACGAUUUUCCAAGAAUGUUCACAAGAAUUUAUUUGUAGCGUCACGUGCCUCUUAUCUCAAAAGGAUGACUAAAGCGAAGCAUCGAUAGCGAAGGCGACGUCUAGCAAUAUGUUAUCAAUGUCAGUCUGACUACAGGAACAUGCCUUGUAAAUCGUCACCGAAAACACACUUAAAACUCGUUAGUAUAAAUGUUACCAAUGAUCCGAUUUUAAAUCGCUUAAAUACUACAACUAGUGCUGGUCUUAUGAACCAAUUUCUGUACGAAUACACCAAGUUUUUUUUCGAAAUGUUUAUAAUUUGAUAUUACUUGCUACUUUGGUCUUCAGAAAUUCAGGUUUGAGCUUUAGGGCUGUUAAUUCUCUACGCAAACCUAGAAAUCUGUCCCUAACUACAACAUCAAUACCACUAUUCCAAUUAACUUCUGAGUUUUGCCCUUUUCUAUCCGAAAUCUUAAGCAUAAUGUGAAUUGAUCCGUGCUUUCUUAUUCCGUUUGGGAACCUGGAAUUUAACCUAUACAAAAUAAUAAGUAGUAGUAAUCUCAGUUAUCCUUUAAUUCAACUAACCGUACUACUAUUAUAUAUAAGCUUUAAAAUGAUUUCAGUGUAAACAAUCUGAAUAUUACUACUGAACUUUGUCCUCUAUCAAUUCAAACGUUGCAAAUCAAGGUGGUUUUCGCUUGGGAUGCAUCAAGCCAAACUACUGUCAGUUUCAACUAACAACUGACUACUCAGGUUCCAAUUCACAAAAAAAGAGAUCAAUUUCUUCUUCAAAUUGUGGGAAAACAAUUUUUGUUAGGAUGCAACGAAAGUUUCCGCCAAAAAGUUAAUACAUAUGUAUGACAGGCCGUCUUAUUGUUUGACAACACUUCCAUGAGUGCUUCCUUCACUGGGCGAGAAAGCACACAGAAAGAUGAAAAAAUACCCAAAGAAUAGGGUAUUUUAACUUAAAUUCAGUUCUGCAUCUCAUUUCUAGAAAUUUUAUGCAACACGUCAUAUCCAACGAUGAGACUCUCUUUGUUUACAUUCUCUUUCGAUUUUUACGUCACUAUAGCACUUUUUACUAAUUUUACGGUACAGAUCGAAAGACGGUGGAUUUGACCAGCAAACAGUUAUAUGGUCGGUGUUAAGUCAGAUCGGACUAAGUCGCAAAACAUCGAAAAAUGAGAUAAUGAUAGUACUGGAUAAAGAAUUUCGUCAGCUACAUUGAACUUUUGCCAGAUUUUAAAUAUGCAACAAUAAACAGGAAUUAUGGCAAAAAUAAUUUGCCAAUUAUAAUAUAAAGGAUGCUGCGAUUCAAACUUUAAACUCGCUUUUCUCGAAAUCAAUAUUUUGUCACUUAGUCCGGUCUGACUUAACGCCGACCAUAUAAACAAAUGUUGAAGCUACUGAAUUAUUAACAGAAGGGGUAAACAAAAAGUCUCUUCUUGUUAAAUAAGUUUGUUUGAAAAAACAAAAAAACCUCGAGAUUUGCACUUUUUAGUGUUGUCUAAAACGAAACGAGACAUUCAACUUUAAUUACUAAUAGCCAUAACACUGUCAGUAUCGGUUGUAUAGGUGAUGUACGAGUAUCGUAAGAGACAUCAGAGAGCAGUGGACAUGUAGAAUCGGUUACAAACUCCUGAAUAUAAAUCAGUGCUCCCAAACCUGAUCCAGAACCUUUCACGUAUGUACAAAUAACAUUAAAGUUCGACAUAGUCUGACCAAAAGGAAUCCCGACGUGAGUAUCUGAAACUAUUUUCUCCACUGGGUUCUUGCGUUGACAUUUUACAAUUUACGCCGAAUUGAGAGUAAUACCCCAUAAGCGAUAUAUGUAAACUGAACAACUAUUGACUAAAUAAGGGAUGUAUACAUAUUGCGAUCAAGACGAUUACUGCCGCCAGUGCGAUGCAUUAAAAGCAGUAACUGGACACACUGUUCGCUAACUGCUAAUACGUUUAAUAGAGUUAUUUACAUUUAUUGCUAUAGUAUCUGCUCUAGGAAAUCUAAAACCCAGCCGAGUAAAACAAAUUAAAAAAACAAAUUCCAUCUCUGCAUUAUGAUUUCGUUUAAGUUUACUGCUUAUAUUGGUUUUCCUAAAUUUUUGCUGUCGGUUUCAAAACCAAGUAAAAGAAAAGGCAGCUUUGAAAUUCUUUGUUUAAUACCUUAAUUGUACAUUUUGAAGAACGCUAAGUUGUAUUGAUAUAGUUUAUAAAACAAUUUCCAACUUUGUGUAAAAUAAUGAAAAAAAAAAAAACAAUCUAGAAUAUUAUAUAACACUAUAGAACUCGUAAUGAAUAUUAGUGUUAUUAAACAAUCAAUAGAUACUACUUAAAAGUGUAAGAUCUUCAAGAAGCGGGAGAUAAAACUACGGAUAAAGCGAUACGCUAGCAAAACAAUAUUAUUUUAUGUUAGAACAAGUAGCCUUAAAUUGUAUAGAAAUCAGGAAAGCAACAAACCCGCAAUAGAUAACCAAAAGAAAAACAAAACAGUUACAUAGUCCAGCAAAAAAUGUGUAUGCCAUAGUAUAUUUAUAUAGGACACUAACCAACUCUCUUAAUCUGUAAUUCAAUCAACCGAAAUUUACCAAAAAAAAAUUAUGAUGCACAGAUAGUACGUAUUGUUAUGAUUCAUGAAGGAUAACUGCGAUAACGCUGCGGAACAUAAUCAAAAAAUUUCGAUUACUAGAAUUCAAUGAGUCCUUACCGAGAAGUGUCGAUGGAAAGGUUGAAUAAAAUCGUUAGAAUCAGUCGGAUAAUUUCUGUAGGAGUGAAAAUACAAAUAAAGAUAUAAGAAAAGCGAAAUUUAAA